Daucus carota subsp. sativus is the source of this 1648-nucleotide messenger RNA. RefSeq names its product 2-oxoglutarate and iron-dependent oxygenase domain-containing protein CP2. The transcript has 10 exons. Gene Ontology annotation, molecular function: iron ion binding; L-ascorbic acid binding; oxidoreductase activity, acting on paired donors, with incorporation or reduction of molecular oxygen. The record is from RefSeq and is a predicted model, not a curated record. Lineage: Eukaryota; Viridiplantae; Streptophyta; Magnoliopsida; Apiales; Apiaceae. Bases 152 to 1279 code for a protein of 375 amino acids.
CUUUAAAAUACCAAAAUUUAAAAUCGUAAAGGACAUUAGGUUUUAUAACGACAAUAAAAUUUGCUAAGGCGAGCAGGAAACCCUAAUUUGCAAAGGCUUCAGUUCACUUCACCCAUGGAAUCUGCAUGAUUCCUUUUCAUCUUCCCCAACCAUGUCAAACGGCGUCGUAGAUCAGAAACCCGAAAUGAAGCUAGCGGCGAACGGCAACUCCGUCGUUGCCGUCAGUCAGAGGCUCCGAUUGAACCCUAACACCGAUCACCAACCAGAGAGCUACGAAGAUCUCAAAUUAGAGUUCAGUCAUUUUCUCUUCAGCUCUCUCGAGCGCUACUUGCCUCCGUCUAUGAUUAAUGAGCCGCGAGAGACCAAAGUGAAGUAUAUGCUACAGAUUCUUCUUCGCUAUUCGCCGCAAGGCGAACGCAAUCGAUUCCAGAGGCAUAAAGAAUACAGACAGAAGAUCAUAUCCAACUAUCAGCCUCUGCAUCGGGAGCUAUAUAAUAUGCAUCCCACAAACUUCUUUGUACCAUCUUUUCUUAAAGCAAUCAGUGAGAACAAGGAGGAGAGUUUUAGAAAAAUAAUCACUGAACCUUCACCAGGAAUUUUAACUUUUGAACUGCUGCAGCCACGCUUUUGUGAAAUGCUUUUAGCAGAGGUUGAUAAUUUUGAAAAAUGGGUCCGUGAGACCAAGUUCAGAAUAAUGCGACCAAAUACCAUGAACAAAUAUGGUGCUGUUCUUGAUGACUUUGGCUUGGAAACGAUGCUUGACAGGUUAAUGGAAGAUUUCAUACAACCUAUAUCUAGAGUUUUCUUUCCGGAAGUUGGUGGAUCAACACUUGAUUCUCAUCAUGGCUUUGUUGUCGAGUAUGGAAUUGAUAGGGACGUUGACCUUGGUUUUCACGUGGAUGACUCAGAAGUCACCUUAAAUGUGUGUGUGGGGAAACAAUUUACUGGUGGUGAGCUGUUUUUUCGUGGGGUGCGGUGUGAGAAGCAUGUCAACACAGGAACUCAAUCAGAGGAAGUUUUGGAUUACUCCCAUGUCCCAGGUCGGGCUGUUAUUCACCGUGGUCGACAUCGUCAUGGAGCUAGAGCUACCACAUCUGGGCAUAGGCUAAAUUUGCUUUUGUGGUGCAGAAGCUCUGUUUUUAGAGAGCUGAAGAAAUAUCAAAGGGAGUUUCCAGAAUUUUGUGGUGAGUGUCAACGUCUGAAGAAAGAAAGGCAGCGACAGUCGAUUUCUGCUAUUAAAGUGGAAGUACUGAAGAAGCCGGGGGAUACCCCGUCAUGAGUGACAUUCUGCAGUUCUUCUAUUUCAGUAAAUUAUCUGCUACAAAGCACAGUCACAGUUAGUGUGCAUUAUCUUGCUCAAGUACAAAAGAUUGAAGCUUGUUGUCUGCUUUAACUUGUUGAAUGUUUUUUAGUAGCUGCAAGUUGUACAUUAAGGUCUGCUCAAGUAUCUGUACUGUUACUUUCAAGAAGGGAAGAAAGAAAAAAAAACUGAAACAGUGGUACUUGUUAUAGUUAACCUGUCGACUUAUUUUGGUGAUAUAGUCCCCUUCUGUGGUCUAAUAUAACAGAUUUAGUGAUUUAGUCACUGUUUCUGGCAAAGAUGUUGACAAGCAGGCAUGGGUUACUGAUUAGUUGUCUUUUUAGUUAA